Messenger RNA from Sesamum indicum (sesame), 2618 nucleotides. The record is from RefSeq and is a predicted model, not a curated record. NCBI's taxonomy places the organism in Eukaryota, Viridiplantae, Streptophyta, Magnoliopsida, Lamiales, Pedaliaceae.
CAAAUCCUGGGGCAAUAGUAUUGAAACCCUAAUUACCACAACGUUCAAUUUUCUGAUACCACACUAUAAAUCGCUCCCCGACUAAAUCUUAGGGCUUCUCAUUGAUAUUAUCUAGAAACUGUAAAUCACUAAAUUAUUUCUUGAGGAUUAUUGUUGUUUCGAGCUUCGGUACAUUCAAUCUGCCACCGAUGGAUGCUCAGAGGGCUUUGCUUGAUGAACUCAUGGGCUCAGCGCGUAAUUUGACGGAAGAAGAGAGAAGAGGGUACCGGGAAAUUAAGUGGGACGAUAAGGAAGUUUGUGGAUGCUACAUGGUUCGAUUUUGCCCCCAUGAUUUGUUUGUAAACACUCGGAGUGAUCUAGGGGUGUGCCCAAAAAUUCAUGAUCCAAAGUUGAAGGAAAGUUUUGAGAAGUCCCCCAGACAUGAUUCAUAUGUCCCCAAGUUUGAAGCUGAACUAGCUCACUUCUGUGAAAAGCUGGUUUCAGAUUUAGAUCGAAGAGUGAGGCGUGGUCGUGAACGCCUUGCACAGGAGGUUGAGGUCCCCCCCCCUCCUCCUAUUUCAGCUGAAAAAUCUGAGCAGUUGGCAGUGCUGGAAGAGAAGAUAAAGAACCUGCUGGAACAAGUUGAGUCUCUUGGUGAAGCAGGAAAGGUUGACGAAGCUGAGGCACUUAUGAGAAAGGUGGAAAUGCUUAAUAUUGAGAAGACAGCCUUGACUCAGCAACCGCAGCAGGAUAAACUAUUGAUGGUUGCACAGGAGAAAAAAAUGGCAUUAUGUGAAAUAUGUGGUUCCUUUCUAGUGGCAAAUGAUGCUGCAGAGAGAACUCAGUCGCAUGUUACCGGCAAGCAGCACAUGGGUUAUGGAAUGGUCCGUGACUUCCUCUCUGAGUAUAAGGAAGCAAAGGAGAAGGCUAGAGAAGAAGAGAGACUGGCUAGGGAGAAAGAAGCAGAGGAGCGAAGAAAGCUACGGGAAAAAGAAUAUGAGAGCAGACGCCGAAGAAGUGACUCUACUGACAGGGACAGGUAUCGUGAUAGGGAUAAUGACAGGGAGAGGGACAGAUACCGAGAACGGGAUCGUGACCAUGAGAGAUCUCGUGAAAGAAAUGGUAGAGGAAGCCGGGAAGGGGGAAGAGGAUCAGAUAGGAAGAACAGCAGUUCGAGUAACGGAAGAGAAGGCAGUAGGGAUAGAUACCGAGAACGUGACAGAAGCAGGUCACGUUCUCCCCUCAGGCAUGGUCGCAGAAGGUCAUCCAGGAGUCCAGGUCGUCCACAUUAGAGGAUUGUAUAAAAAUUUCUGAAUUCUGAAGAGGUAGACACUUUAUAAACCACCAAAGUUUAAUGUGUGUGAAUUGGAGGCUUAAGUUCUGUUGUCACUAUGAGUAAACGUGUUUUCUGUUCUCACAGCUCUAUGAGACUGUACCAUCUCCCUAUCAACAAUAUAAUUAGAGGAGAAAAGGUUGAGGUAGGUACAAUUUCAUUGGCGUAACUCUUUUAUUCAAGUUUCGGUUGACUGUUUGAUGCUUUACAAGUGAUUUUGUCCUCAAGCCAGUGCUUUUCACCAUUCUACCAGUUUGCUUUUCUUGUUUUUGGCUUGGUUUAUUCAGAGUUUCUGGCAAAUCUGUGUCCCUUCUCAUAGGUAACUCAGGUAAUGCAAUGUGAUUUAUUUCUUGUGAUUGUUGCUCACAAAUAAGAUCUCAUGUAGAUCUGCUGUUGCACUUAUGUGAAGCUCUUGGACUGCUGGGGUAAAUCUUUCUUACCUGAUUUGUAUUUCAUCCCUCAUUAGCACCAGAUUUGAAUAGUUGAAGUAUGAAAGCAUCAUUACUAUCCAUACUGGUAGUGUUGCUAGUUUGUCCCUGGAACAAAUCAUAGGUAAAAAUUAAUGCUGUGGUUUGAUUAGACUAGGAAUCCAAUUUUUUCCUUCCUCUGGUCUUAAAGCGUAUCGAUAAUAUAUUAGCCUUCUCCAUAGUUAUGAGGAUUACUCUGUAUGUAUUCCUUGAAGCUAUAUUCAGGUCACUGGUGUGAAGUGUGCACACCAUGUUGAAAAUUUUAGAAAAUGAAACUCCAUUCUGCACAAGGCCGUUUUUCAAGAUUAUGCAAGGAUGUCCAGGACUGCAUUGGAUUUCCUAUGGUAACUCUCUGUUUUCUUGUACGGUGAAAUUUGUUGCUCACUAUAACAGAACAUGUGCGAACGAGUUGAUGGAACUUCUGUUUGUCGUGGAGUCACAUUGACUACCAGCAUAGUUGCAAAAUUGUCUUGGCACAAUUUGGCUUGGUGAUGCGUUGUUUAGAGUGCUAUGGUUGAUAAAAUGGUUAGUACAUAGAUUGGAAGGACUUGCCAAGCACAGGUGCUCUGCUUUCAGCUCAAAGUAGUAGUGAUAUUAUGGGUGAUGAUCAUCCAAUGUUCAAUGUAUAUCAGAAGGCAGAUCCAAGCGCUAGCUUACAUGAAUUAUUACUGUGUCUCUUUAAGGGUGUUCAAUUUUGUAACUGGAGUUCAGUUUGAUCAUAUUUACCUCCUACACAGGAUAUAAAGCUACACGGUGCAAUUAAGUUUUGUUUGUAACCAAACAGAAAAUGGAUGUAUUUUAUCUUACAGAUGGAAAGAAUAGAGAGGUUUAUAGAGAAA